Molecule: messenger RNA, 1041 nt
Organism: Caenorhabditis remanei
Lineage: Eukaryota; Metazoa; Nematoda; Chromadorea; Rhabditida; Rhabditidae
Exons: 7
Coding region: 1-1041 (346 amino acids)
Biological process (GO): positive regulation of response to oxidative stress
Cellular component (GO): membrane
Molecular function (GO): chondroitin 4-sulfotransferase activity
Source: RefSeq, a predicted model, not a curated record
AUGGUAAAAAGAAAUAAAAAUGAGAACGAAAAGCCUCCUCUUCCCACAACACCACCUCCUCCGCCCGUUGGUGAACUUCCAGUUCAAUACAAGAGAAUGUCAGCAUCACGAAAUGAUCCACCUGCUCCACCAUCAAAUAGAUUGUAUGGGUUCAUACCUGUGCUCAUUUGUCUCAGUUUAUUAUGGUUUGCAUGGUCCCAGUGGCAUAAUCCACCUCAAGUCCAACAACAACCUGUUAGAGUUGAAGAUCAUCAUAAAAAGAGAGUAUGGUGGAUGCCAGAUUUGUUGAAGACACUUCCGCCGUUUGCGGAAGGAUACAGAUUAGAACAUUAUGUGCCAAAAUACAAAAUAUCAGGAUGUGCGAUAAAUGGGAACUUUCCUGAAAUCAGUGCAGCUAUCUUCUGUUUUCUUCAUAAUUCAACAUUGUUCACAGCUGCAAAUAAAACCAUUUCGGAGGAUUUAGGAGAGAAUGGACUCUGCUCGAAAAUAAAGUCAUUUACGAUGACUGAUUGGAAACUCUGGAAGAAGCAUAUCACGGAUAAGAAACUUCGACGAGUUGCGUUUGUUCAGAAUCCAUUGGAACGAUUUGCACGAACAUUCAGGAAAAUUUGUGAAAUAGAAAGGAAAUGCUUGAAUUGUCAGGAAAACGUUGGUUGUUUCAUGAGAAAAUUAAUAAAAGAACAUGAAAAAGUAGCAGAAGGAUUGGCUGGUCACGUACGGUCCUAUAUCACGAACUAUUUCAGCCCACAGAGCUGGAAUUGUCAUUUCAAUCGUCAGUUACGAGUUGUUGAAACACUGAAAAUUGGUGGAAACCAAACUGAACUUGCGAGGUUUUCAGACGAACUGAGUAAAAUACUAGGAGAGCAAGGCGUUCCUAAAGAGGCACUAAAUACAAUCAAAGAGGAAGUGAUGAAAAUUCCCUUGACACUGAGUGCUGAUGAGAGAAGAAUUAUGGAAAAGAUAAAAAAAGACGAAGAUCUCUUCAGGAUAUUUCGAUAUUUAUACGAACAUGAUUAUAUCAUAUUUGGAUUCGAUAUCUAA